UGAUUAGCUAAUCAAAUUUGCCUCCCGCAGAGAAUUAUCAAAAAUUUAAUGUUCAAAAUAUAGUGUGACCUUAUUUCAAAAUUCCCAAAAUAAAUUGUCUGGAAUAGAGCCGUAGUAAAUUUGAAUUCACCUUAUUUCAGAUGAGGUGAAUGGAUGGAUAAAAAAAUUACCUUUUUGAAUUUGAUGACGUUUUAGGAAAAAUUAAUAUGAUUAUUUUUAAACAUGCUAUGAAAAUUCCCUCAGCAUUAUAUCAAAUGAAAAGGAACCUAUCUAGUAAAGGAAGCAAGUUAAUUGAUGGUAAAAAGAUAUCGCAAGAGAUUCAAAAAGAAAUUCGGGUUGAAAUCGAUGCUUGGAUGAAUAAAGGACAUAGAAGGCCAUGUCUCAUAGCCAUCCUGGUUGGAGAAAAUCCUGCUAGCCAGAAAUAUGUUCACAAUAAGAUGAAAGCUGCAAAAGAUAUCGGAAUCACAUCAAAAACAAUCAAGCUGCCAAACACUACAACCGAAUCGGAAAUAAUCGAAGAAAUCAAAAGACUGAAUGAGGAUUCUUCAGUUGAUGGUAUUCUGGUUCAACUUCCGGUCCCGGAACAUGUUUCAGAAAGGAAUGUUUGUAAUGCUGUUGACCCUCACAAAGAUGUAGAUGGAUUUCAUAUUACUAAUAUGGGCAGACUGGCAAUAAAUCUUGAUACAUUCGUACCAGCUACAGCUCUUGGAGUUAUUGAACUAAUCAAAAGGUCCCAAGUACCAACAUUAGGCAAGAACGUCGUGGUCUGCGGCCGUUCCAAAAAUGUCGGUCUUCCAAUAGCAUUACUGUUGCACUCAGACGCCAGAAACGAAUGUCCAGGUCACGAAGCUACUGUAACCAUAUGUCACCGACACACCCCGCCAGAAGAACUGUCAUGUUUCACCAAGAGGGCCGAUAUAAUUAUCACCGCGACUGGAAUAGUAAACCUCAUUAAGGCUGAUAUGGUCAAACCAGGGGCUUGUAUAAUCGACGUUGGUAUCAAUAGAAUCAUGACUGAGGAGGGUAAACCGAAAAUAGUAGGGGACGUCGACUUUGAAGCUGUAUGUGAAGUGGCAGGACAUAUAACUCCGGUACCAGGCGGUGUUGGACCAAUGACUGUAGCCAUGUUGAUGUUUAACACUUUGAAAGCCGCGAAAAACUUGGUAAAAAAUCAACAAUAAUGCUAUAAUGUGAUUCAGUAUUAAUAAUUUAUAUUGAAAUAUAUCAUUUUCCUUUACAUAAAAAGUAUUAUUCAUUUACUGUCAAACACAUUUAUUUUAUUUAUAAAUAUAUAGGAUUACCAUUAUAAUGGUAUAUAUACAAGAAUGUUAAAUAUUUUACAUUAUUAAAUAAUUUUGCACACAGA
This is a messenger RNA of Sitophilus oryzae (rice weevil), 1366 nucleotides long. RefSeq names its product bifunctional methylenetetrahydrofolate dehydrogenase/cyclohydrolase, mitochondrial (gene Nmdmc). The record is from RefSeq and is a predicted model, not a curated record. Gene Ontology annotation, molecular function: methylenetetrahydrofolate dehydrogenase (NAD+) activity; methenyltetrahydrofolate cyclohydrolase activity; methylenetetrahydrofolate dehydrogenase (NADP+) activity. Gene Ontology annotation, biological process: tetrahydrofolate interconversion. The transcript is spliced from 5 exons. The coding region runs from base 207 to 1181 and encodes 324 amino acids. NCBI's taxonomy places the organism in Eukaryota, Metazoa, Arthropoda, Insecta, Coleoptera, Curculionidae. Gene Ontology annotation, cellular component: mitochondrion.